Nylanderia fulva is the source of this 1517-nucleotide messenger RNA. Its product is annotated as putative E3 ubiquitin-protein ligase UBR7. NCBI's taxonomy places the organism in Eukaryota, Metazoa, Arthropoda, Insecta, Hymenoptera, Formicidae. Gene Ontology annotation, molecular function: ubiquitin protein ligase activity; zinc ion binding. The record is from RefSeq and is a predicted model, not a curated record. Gene Ontology annotation, cellular component: cytoplasm.
GGAGAGCCGAGGUUUUAUUUAUUCGAAAGUUUUCGCGACAAAUUAUUACGUUAUUAUUAUUAUUAUUAUUAUAUAUGGGCUCUCUCUUCGAAACGCUCGAUCGCAGAAAUCGAAGAUAUGUCUGACAAUAAGUUGGCCGAAUCGAUAGAGGACGACAACUCCGUCACGAUGCUCGAUGUUCUCCAGGUGGAGAAUCAGCUCGAGGAAGACGCUUACGCCGUUUUGGGCGCCUCCGAUGAUCAGAAUUGUACUUACAACAAGGGAUAUAUAAGGCAGGCGUUGUAUGCGUGUAAAACCUGUUGUUCGGACAAAAUUCGAGCUGCUGUUUGCUUGGCGUGUAGUUUUCAUUGUCAUGAAGGGCACGAACUUGUGGAACUGUAUACAAAGAGACAUUUUAGGUGCGACUGUGGAAAUUCCAAGUUUGAUGGCAAACAAUGUAAUUUGGAGAAGUCAAAAUCUUCUGUCAAUACUGAAAACAAAUAUAAUCAAAAUUUCGAUGGAGUUUAUUGUACUUGCGCAAGACCAUAUCCUGAUCCUGAAGGCGAUGAAGAUGACAUGUUUCAAUGUACAAUAUGUGAAGAUUGGUAUCAUUUGAAGCAUCUAGAAUGUGAAAAUGGUAUACCUGGGGAAAAUGCAUACGAUGAAAUGAUUUGUGCAGGAUGUAUGAGACAACAUAAUUUUCUGUGGAAAUACGCAUCAAAAUAUGCAGUUUCGAAAAAAUCAGAUGUAAAAUCUGACGUGUCUGAGAACAACGAAGAAAUUGAAGUUGGUGAAUUACCAAAAGGAUGUCAAAUGCCAAAACAUAAUUGUACCAAUACUAAAGGAAGCUGUUUUUGGACAGAAGGUUGGAGAGCUGCAUUGUGCACUUGCGAGGAAUGCAAAUCAUUGUAUAAUGCAAAUAACAUUGCAUUUUUACUUGAUCCAAAAGAUAGUGUACAAGCAUAUGAGGAAGCUGGCAAGAUGAAUAAACAAGAAUCACAAUAUGAGAAAGGUAUGAAGGCUCUUGAAAGCAUGGGACAUGUACAAAAGUUGACAGCAAUUGAAGAAUACAACAAUAUGAAAGAACGACUCAUGCAAUAUCUACAAAAGUUUGCGCAAAACAAAAAAGUGGUACGUGAAGAAGACAUAAAAGAAUUUUUUUCAGAAAUGGAAUCAAAGAAGCGUCCCAAAGUGACAGUGCCAACAUAUUGUCGUUGAAAAAAAUGUAUGUAUUUUAAUAUUACAAUUAAUCUCAUAGAUAUCUAUUAAAAAUAUGCUUAUAUUAUGUUUCUAUGGUAGAUUAUAAAUUAUAAUAUACACAUAAUAUAUAUUGAUAAUUUAAGAUUAUCAAUAUUGUGGAACAAAAUAAUGUGCAUGAUUUAAAAGAACAAUCAAAAGAAAAAAUUUAUUAAAGAGUUGCUAGUCUACUGAUACAUAUAUAUCGACAUAAAAGAAACACCAAUUGUUUGAACAUGCAUUUCUUAACAUCCCCAAUUUUAUCAAAUAAUUCAAUAAAGUAGAGCAUUUAAUAAACUAAA